AUGGAGGUCGCUGGAGUAGAAGAAGCCAGAGUCGUCAUAAGCAGCAAGGGAUGCUUGCAGAGGGAGAGGGAUGCUCUCUUGCUUUACAAAGCCUCCAUCAAAGAUCCUUCCGGCUGCUUGUCUUCUUGGACUGCCCAACUAGACUGCUGCGCGUGGACUGGCGUAGUCUGCUACAACAGAACGGGCAGCGUACGAGUGGCCGAGCUCAACCUUGAAAAUCCAAAUGCCCGCUCUCGCAAUUGGCCGGAGAAGGCUUUGAGGGGUGAGCUGCUGCAUCCUUCCUUAUUGUCUUUAACUCAUUUGCAAAGCUUAGACCUGAGUUACAAUGACUUUGAGGGCACUCAAAUUCCACCACUCGUUGGUUCUCUUCACAAACUCAGGUAUCUUGAUCUCUUUUACUCCAACUUUGGUGGAACCAUUCCCCCUCAUCUUGGAAACUUAACUGAUCUUCGUUUUCUCAAUCUCGGCUUAGAAUGUUUUAAUUCUGCCAAAGUCGUUGUCCGCAGCCUAGACUGGCUCUCCGGCCUCUCGUCUUUGAAUUAUCUUGACAUGUCGUCUUUGGAUCUCAGCGCUGCCUCCCAUAAUUGGAUAUCAGCAGUCAAUAUGCUACCUUCCCUACAAUAUUUAUAUUUAUAUGAUUGUAAAAUUAAUAUCCCUCAGUAUUCUCUUAGUUUCCAUCUCAAUAUCACUUCCCUUGAGGAUCUUAAUCUUGGUGGGAACAACUUCAGCUCUUCUUUUCCUAACUGGUUGUGGAAUCUCACCAGCCUCUCCUAUCUUGAUCUUUUUAACUCUGGAAUUCAAGGGACACUGCCUACCGAAAUUGGCAACUUAAUUGGCCUCACGUAUCUGGAUCUUUCCUCCAAUUGUCUCUCUGGUCCCCUUCCUAAUGCAAUUUGGAAAUUGAAGCAUCUAUUAGAUCUCGAACUGAAUGAUAAUUUGCUUGGAAUUUCUUUUCCAGUCGGGAUUAUGAAUCUAUCAAGCUUAUCUACACUACGGCUUCAUAAUUGUUCACUAAGUGGUCCAUUACCUAGUGAGUUAGGAAAUUUGACUAAUCUAGAUACUAUUAGGCUUUCACAUAAUUCACUUUCUGGACCAAUACCAAUUGAGAUUUGGAAACUAGCCAACCUAAAUUAUCUUCACCUCUCUGAUAAUUGGUUCGAGGGUGAAAUCACUGAGUUCCACCAUUCUAAUCUUACUUCUCUAGAUCUCUCCUACAACAAAAUUAAUGGUACUUUGCCACCAACAUCCCUACAGAGUUUGAUUAAACUAAAUUUUUUAAAUCUUCGUUGGAAUCGACUUGAAGGCCUAAUUCCUCAUUUUCCACCCCACCUUAAUUUUCUAGAUCUAUCCUAUAAUGCUUUUUCGGGAACACUACCACCGGCCUUAUUCAUGCUGCAACUAUCUUAUUUAUCUCUAUCACAUAAUCAUAUUAACGGAAGCAUAUCAUCCAAUGUAUGCAAUUCUCAUAUACUUGAGCACCUUGACAUAUCAAAUAACCAUGUAUAUGGAGAAAUUCCUCAAUGUUGGCAGGAGGCCCAAUAUCUUCAAAAUAUUCAUUUGGGAAACAAUAUGCUCCUUGGAGAAAUUCCAAGCUCUCUUGGAAACUUGAUGAGACUUGAGUUCUUGCAUUUGAAUAACAACAAUCUGAAAGGGCAUCUCCCGUCAUCACUACAAAAUUGCACUCGGCUAUUUGUUGUUGAUCUUGGUGACAAUAAAUUCUUUGGAAAUAUACCUUUGUGGAUUGGUCAAAGUUGGCAAUACUUGGGGAUUCUUCGACUACGGUCAAAUAUGUUUAAUGGCAAUAUUGAUCCACAACUUGGGUAUUUAAGAGAUCUACAAAUUAUCGACCUUGCAAAUAAUAAAUUAUCUGGGUCAAUACCACAUUCCUUUGGAAAUUUCAGCACAAUGAUUUCAACAUCAACAGAAUCAUCUAGUCUCUUCGAAGAAGCAAUACAGCUCAUAGACCUUGAUUGGACGUCAGAUGAAAACAUCACUUUAGUUACAAAAGGAGAGCAAUUUACCUUUUCAUCUAUACUUUACCUUGUCAAGAGUAUAGAUCUUUCAAAUAAUGACUUGACAGAUGAGAUUCCUGAAGAACUAGGAUAUCUUGUUGGACUUUACAAUUUGAAUUUAUCAAGAAACUACUUCAGAGGCAAAAUCCCAGAUAGUAUCGGUGGAAUGAGUUCAUUGGAAACUCUAGAUUUGUCUUUCAAUAAUUUAUCUGGAAAUAUUCCUCAAAGCUUGUCAAAAUUAAAUGCUUUGAACCAUUUGAAUGUGUCUCAUAACAACCUAUCGGGAAGCAUUCCCUUUGGACAUCAACUUCAAACACUAGAUGAUGCAUCCAUUUAUAUCGGCAAUCCUUAUCUUUGUGGAGACAUAGUAAACAGGAGUUGCUUUCAUGGAAACAACACUAAUGCGACAAGUGAGGAGCAUGCAAUGUUAUCGUUGAUAUUAUCAAUCUAUUUCAGUAGCAUACUUGGAUAUUUUGUUGGAUUGUGGAGUAUAUUUGUCCUUCUACUAUUCAAGAAAAAAUGGAGGCACUCUUACUUUAAGAAGGUCGAUGAAAUUUAUGAUAAAGUUUAUGUGACAAUUAAGAUAAGAUUGAAUAGAAUAGCUAAGGGUUAA
Molecule: messenger RNA, 2625 nt
Organism: Zingiber officinale
Lineage: Eukaryota; Viridiplantae; Streptophyta; Magnoliopsida; Zingiberales; Zingiberaceae
Product: receptor-like protein EIX2
Exons: 1
Coding region: 1-2625 (874 amino acids)
Cellular component (GO): plasma membrane
Molecular function (GO): protein binding
Source: RefSeq, a predicted model, not a curated record